Messenger RNA from Silurus meridionalis, 5680 nucleotides. It is a transcript of the gene wnk4b, whose product is annotated as WNK lysine deficient protein kinase 4b. Gene Ontology annotation, molecular function: potassium channel inhibitor activity; protein serine/threonine kinase activity; ATP binding. Lineage: Eukaryota; Metazoa; Chordata; Actinopteri; Siluriformes; Siluridae. Gene Ontology annotation, biological process: monoatomic ion homeostasis; positive regulation of potassium ion import across plasma membrane; protein phosphorylation. The transcript has 21 exons. The record is from RefSeq and is a predicted model, not a curated record. The coding region runs from base 361 to 5301 and encodes 1646 amino acids. Gene Ontology annotation, cellular component: cytosol; cytoplasm.
GAGAGAGAGAAGGACAGACAGAGUUAAAGCGUUGCAGAACGCUGGAGCACGAGGACGCUUAGAACUCAGUUAAGCGUUCUAGAGCAGAAGUUAUUUUGGUUCUCGCGCUGAGAAACGUCUCGUAUCCGGACGUUCAAACUAAUCCGGAUUUUAAUUUUUUAUCCAGAUUUUUUUUUUUUGCUCACACCUGCGGAUUGUUGUUGUUGUUGUUGUUGUUGUUGUUGUUGUUCAACACCAUGUUGAAGUUCACCCUCUUCCCUGAUGGACUGAUUUGAUUAUAUUCUGAAAGCUUCUGGGAAGCGCGAGCGUCGCGGUUCGGAAAGCGCCGAGGAGCGGAAGGAGAACCGAGGAAGCUUCACGAUGUCCCAAGCCGACGUGCACGCGGGAGGACUCGCGUUCCCCAAACUGCCCUCCAGCUUCGACGCCGAUCCGUUCCUGUCCGCGCGGCUCGCGCUCAGGCGCCGGAGACACUCUGCGAGCUCGAGGAGGAACGUGUUUCGGUUCAACAAAACGCACACGUUGGAGGAGAGCGGCGGCUCGUCCCGCGAGCGUGUCCCACAUCUGCUGAGCAAAACCCUGUCCUGGUCGGCGGACGACAUUUCAUCUGCCGAGCAGAAGAAGAAGAAGAAGAACAAGAGAAUGAGCAAUGCAGGAGAAGGAGCUGAAGCAACUGGAGAAGUAGUAGAAGAAGAAGGACCAGGAGCGGCGGCGGCGCAAACGGACACGCAGUGCAAGCGCUCCUCGCGCUCCAGCUCCGGCUCCCCGACGCGCCGCGCGCAGCCCAACACCGGCGGCACCGCCGUGAAGAGUUCGAGCACCGACUCCGAGGAGGAAACCGCGUCCAAGAAAGCGCCCGAGACCAACAAGUGGGAGCAGGAGAAAGAGGACGAGGUGGAGACCAAAGCUGUGGCCACUUCACCGGACGGGAGGUUCCUCAAGUUCAACGUGGAGAUCGGUAGAGGUUCCUUCAAGACCGUUUACAAAGGACUGGACACUGAAACCACCGUGGAGGUCGCGUGGUGCGAGCUACAGACGCGGCGGCUGAGCAAAGCAGAGCGUCAGCGUUUCAGUGAGGAGGUGGAGAUGCUGAAGGGGCUGCAGCACCCCAACAUUGUUCGCUUCUACGACUCAUGGAAGUCCACCGUUAAGGGCCACAAGUGUAUUAUCCUGGUUACUGAACUGAUGACGUCCGGAACACUCAAAACAUACCUAAAGCGUUUUAAAGAGAUGAAGCUGAAACUCCUACAGCGUUGGAGUCAACAGAUCCUGAAAGGCCUGCACUUCCUGCACACACGGACUCCACCCAUCAUCCACCGAGACCUCAAGUGUGAUAAUAUCUUCAUCACGGGUCCCACCGGCUCGGUCAAGAUCGGAGACUUGGGUCUGGCUACGCUUAAGAGCGCCUCAUUUGCCAAGAGUGUAAUCGGCACUCCUGAGUUCAUGGCUCCAGAGAUGUACGAGGAGAAGUACGAUGAGGCGGUGGACGUUUAUGCCUUUGGAAUGUGCAUGUUGGAGAUGACCACGUCGGAAUAUCCAUACUCGGAGUGCCAAAACGCAGCUCAGAUCUACCGCAAGGUCACAAGUGGCAUGAAGCCAGACAGUUUUUUCAAAGUGAACGUCCCGGAGCUGAAGGAGAUCAUCGAGGGCUGCAUCCGCAUGAACAAGAAGGAGAGGUACACCAUCCAGGACCUGUUAGAGCAUCCCUUCUUCCAGGAGAACACCGGCGUCCACGUGGAGCUGGCCGAGGAGGACGACAUGGUGAAGUCGGGUCUGAAACUCUGGCUCCGGAUGGAUGACACCAAGAAGCUUCACGGCAAGUACAAAGACAACAACGCUAUCGAGUUCCUGUUCGAGCUCCACAAAGACGUCCCUGAGGAGGUGGCCCAGGAGAUGGUGGUGCUCGGUUUUGUGUGCGACGCCGACUACAAGCUGGUGGCCAAAGCCAUCCGUGACCGCGCCACCAUCAUCAAGCGUCAGCGCGAGAAGCGGCGCCGACUGGCGAACGAGGAGCAGAAGAGCCGUCAGGACGAAGUGAUCGAGGAGGAACCCGAGUCCGUUCCCGAGGCAGAACCUCCCGUGCUGAAUCUCCCGUCUCUCCAGCCGCAAAUGUCGGCCGAGAGCGGUGUGUUCAGCCCGGUCCAGAUGACUCCCACCGUGACCGUCUCCGUGCCGCUACUAUCCACCGCUAACAGCUCCAUGGACUCUGGGAUUAACGCCAGCUUCACCACCGAGCCCGAGGAACUGGACACGGAACACCAGCACCACUACAACAUCCACCAGGCCUGUUACUCCUCCGCCACCUCGGAUUGCGAGACUGACGGCUACCUCAGCUCCUCCGGCCUCCAAGAGCCUCCUGAAGCUCUGUGCCCUGUGCUAAGCUCCACCUCUGCAAUCAUAGCUCCACCCACUGAGCCGGUUGUUGAAGCUCCACCCACAGAAGCCUUGCCUGUGAUGAACCAUCCAAUCCCAGCACUCCGCUUUCCCUCAAGCAUCGCCGUAUCCCACAACUCUGAAAGAGUGAACUCCAGCGGGGCCAGCGGCUUCUCCUCUCCAGUCGACAGUUACGCCUCUGAUGUGACAUCUGGUUUGAGUGACGGGAACGAGGGCCUAUCAGAGAUGAGCAGUAAAGGUCCCAGCAAACGCACAGGAAGUAAACUGCUGAGGAAGAGAGCUCGCUCACGGCUGCGGAUUACAGGGUUGUCAGAUAAGGUGGAUCGGGUGGUGGAGUGCCAGCUUCAGACUCACAACAGCAAGAUGGUGACAUUUAAAUUCGACCUGGACGGAGACAAUCCCGAGGACAUCGCCGCCGUCAUGGUGCAUAACGAGUUCAUCCUGCCAUCGGAGAAGGAGGGCUUCAUCCACCGCAUGAUGGACAUCAUCCGCCGCGCUGAGGCUCUGAUGAGGAAGGAGCCUUUAGAUCUGCUCGGGCCUGGAAACUCCCUCCGGCUGCCGUACCUGAGUGGAGCCGGAACUCUGUCAGGCUCUCAGCCGAACCUGCACACCCAGGGGUUGGCACGGACACACUCAUCCUCCUCCCUGCCAGAUUAUGCUGCAGGGCAGGUAAUGCAAGGCUCCGCCCCCAGUCUGGGUGGAGACUAUUACCUUGAUCCUGGUGCAGCUGUUCCUGUGCGUCCACUUCGUUCCCAGUCUUUCCACACUUCAGCGUGUGAGUAUCACACAGAAUUCUUAGCUGCAAACGUGGGUCAGAUAUCUCAUGGCCUCUCCCCCAGACUGGGCGGAGACUAUUACCUUGAUCCCGAGGGGGCUUUGCCCUUGCGUCCGCACCGCUCACAGUCUUUCCACACCUCAGGUAUCGACACUAACACUAUAUUAAUCUUCCCUCUGGAUGUCUAUGUCUCUGUUCAUAUGGACAAACUGUCACUGUCUGCCCGUCUGUCCGUCUGUCUGCUCAUCUGUCCAUCUGCCUGUUUUGGUUCCAUCUUGGUGUUUUCAGCUUGUGUGUGUGUGUGUGUGUGUGUGUGUGUGUGUAUCACAGAUUAUUCAGCUGCAAAUGCAGGUCAGGUGACCCAUGGCUCCUCUUCAGGGCUGAGCAGAGACUUUAACCUGGACUCUGAUGUAGGACCACCUGUCCGACCCCUUCGCUCUCAGUCCUUCCAUACAUCAGGUUCGACUCAGACUUUCACUCAGCCUACACCCCAUUACCCCCAAUACCCCAAUCCUGAUGCCCUGCAACUACUUUCUAAUCAAGCUCCCACCAUGCCCCCUCAGUACCCCAACCCCCAGUACAUCCCUAAUCCACCCUAUCCGUACCCCUACAUGGUCAACCAGACUCCACUUACAGACUCAAGACUCAACCCAGCUCCGAAUCCUCUUCCCCACAACGCAAGCAGCUGCAGUCUCGCCCCAUAUCCCACCUCGCUCACACCACAGCACCCUGCAGGUGAUGUGGGUCCACAUGAAAGCAGUUCUCUGCCACCCCCUAGUGGCCACCCCAUGCCUCCGAACACACAGACUGCAGGAAUCUGGCUUGGCCAUACCCAGCAGCCGCUCUUCUCUCUGGCCAACGUUCUGUCUCUGGCCAUGACCAUGGCGCAGUCAUUUAUACCCCCAAACUCCAUGCCAAAUGGCCUGCACCAGGCUUACAUGAAUUCUUUGGGACCACAGCCAAGUUACCCAGGCAUGUUUGGAGCCCAGCAUCCUGCAGCGGGUCAGAAUGAAGCUCCACCUCAGCAGCACCAAGAGGCCCAGUCACCAGCUCAGCCUCCGAGUGCAACCACAACUACUCCAGAUGUUUCAGGACCAGCAGGGGCAAGCAGCCAGUCUGGAGAGAGCACUCAGGAGGGGCAAGAGGAAAGCAGUUCCUCCUCAUCAUCUUCAUCAUCCUCUUCACCAUCCUCUGAGUCUUCCAGUUCAGCCACAAUCCAGAUCCCAGUAUCUCCACCAAGCCCCAGAAACUCCUCUCAGAUUCUGCAUGAUAUAGCUAAAGAAAAACUGUCUUCUAUUUCAGAGGAGCAGAAACCCUUCCUUACAGUGGGCCGCUUCCAGGUCACUCCCACCACAGCCGAGACCACGCCCACAAUGCCCAGUCCCCAACCCCCAACACCUCCUUCAGUAUCGACUCCGUCCACAAACAGCCAAUCAGAGAGCAGCACAGAGGAUCAGGGUGAAUCAGAGGUCAGCCUCAGCACCAUCUAUGUGUCACCACCUAAAAAACCAUUAGACCCGAGCAUCGCCCCCUGCUGGAGUGGGGACACACCAACCAAUGAGAGUAAAGAGCUGAACACUGAGGAGGAGGAGAAGGAGGAGAAGGACAGAAAUGAAUCGGAGAGGGACGGAGAUGAAGAGGAGAGCAGGGAGGGCGGGACGAGGCAGAGAAAGAUCAGUGUGAACCUCAUGGAUGGAACGACUGCAGGGAUCGUGAUAGGAAGUGUUAGUCAGCCAUGGAUUAGCUACACACGCAGCGCCUCGUACGCUAGCAGUGACGAAACCGAGAGCGACAACGAUGACAUGUGGGAGGAGCUACAGGAACUCCGAGAGAGACACCUGGGAGAGGUUCAGGCUCUGCAGGCGUCUCAGAAGCGAGAGAUUGAGGAGCUGUAUGAGAGGAUGGGGAAAGUCCCUCCCCCAGGGAUCGUGUCUCCAGCAGCAAUGUUGUCGAGCCGCCAGAGACGUCUGUCCAAGAGCGGAGGAUUUCCUUCAUCACGCAGGAACAGUCUACAGAGACUCGAUUUACUGCCUUCUGCAGGUAUUAUGAGGAAGAACUCAGUCAGUGGCAGCAGUAACAGCUGUCAGGAGCGAGCAGCUAAAGGGGUGACAUUUGCUCCAGACUAUAGAGUGUGAUCCUGUUGAUUCUUCCUGCCGGAGCCGAGACUGUGCUAAUAUUAUAUGAACACUGACUGUGAUUGGACGCAGGAGCGUGUAUAAUCUUAUCAUCUAUACAUUUAAAUCCCAAAGUUAGCUGUGCUCUGUGGGUGGGAGGGGCUUAUUCUAUCUGCCCUGUCAAUCACUGUGGCAGCAGCCAAUCAUAUUUCUCUGUGAGCUCACGUAUGAUAAGGAGGAUGGAUUUCCUCCGUUCGAGUUACUUUUUUGUUAGAUCUAAUUUCCCAAACGAAUUUUUUUUUAGAUUAGAUUUUUUAUUUUAUUUUAAUUUUUGUUAGAUUUCUUAGUCGUUUUUUUGGGGGGGAAAUUUGGAUUUAUUUAGUUUUUCAUUAGUUUUUAU